AUGUUGUACUUCAUUCCCUACUUCCUCAUCACUCACAGCCUUUUUCUUUUCUCUCUUUCUCUGUCACUCUUUCUUUUUACUCUUUCUUUUCUCUCUUUCUCCAUCUCUAUUCCUUUUUACUCUUUCUUUUCUCUCUUUCUCUGUAACUCUUUCUUUUUACUCUUUCGUUUCUCUCUUCCUUUAUCUCUCUUUCUGUUUGCUCUUUCUUUUCUCUCUCUCUCUCUCUCUCUCUUUCUUUCUUUUUUUGCUCUUUCUCUUUUACUCUUUCUUUUCUCUCUUUCUCUGCCAUUCUUCUUUUUUACUCUUUCGUUUCCCUCUUCUUUUAUGGAGAAUUUAGUUACUUUCACUUGUUCCUUUUUUAUUCAUUUCCUUCUUUCUCUUCAAAUUCUGUCUUUUAUUUUCUCUUCUUCUUCGGCCACCAUCCUCUUUAUUAUUUUUGCCAGAAACUAUUCAUUGACAUAUUUCAUCUAUUUUUUGUUAUUCUUCCUUGGCUUUCUUUCUUUCUUUCUUCCUUUCCUUCUUCCUUUCUUUCUUCCUUUCUUCCUUUCUUUCUUUCUUCCUUUCUUUCUUUCUUCCUUUCUUCCUUUCUUUCUUCCUUUCUUCCUUUCUUUCUUUCUACCUUUCUUUCUUUCUUUCUUCCUUUCUUUCUUUCUUCCUUUCUUUCUUUUCUCCUUUCUUUCUUCCUUUCUUUCUUUCUUCAUUUCUUUCUUUCUUCCUUUCUUCCUUUCUUUCUUCCUUUCUUUCUUUCUCUCUUUCUUCCGUUUCUUCCUUUCUUUCUUUCUUUCUUCCUUUCUUUCUUUCUUUCUUUCUUUCUCGUCUCUUCAUUCUUUCCAUUACUUCAUUUCAGCUUAUUCAACGUCAUUAUUAAUCUUUCCAUUUAAAAUUCUUUCUCUUCCCUUACACUUCUUCGUUUAUUCUUUCAUUUUUGUAUCUUUCGCAGUUCUCUCUUUCUUUUUCUUUUUCUUUUUCUCUUUCUUUUUCUUUUUCUCUUUCUUUUUCUUUUUCUCCUUCUUUUUUUUAUUUUCGCCACUAUUAAUGUUCCACAGCAAUUUCUUCUUUUCCUUGACGCUCCUUCAUUCUCUUUUUUUUUCCUUCUCUUUUUCCCUUCAUUCUUAUCUAUUUUCCACACUCUCUUUUUCACUUCCCAUCUUCCCAUCUUCAUCUAUCUUCUUCGGUGCAACAAUUAAUCUCGCCAUCGAUUUAUUUAUUUUUUUUUUAUUCCUGCUUUCUUUUCUUCAUUUCUUGGUUCUUAUCUCAUUCUCAAUUCUCAUUCUCCAUAAUUCAUUUUAUUUUCUGUCAUCUUCUCUUCCCCUGUUUACCUCUUCAUCGAAUUCCUUUUUCCUGACCUUCCUUCUUUCACUCUUUCCUUCUCUCUUUCAUCUUCGGUCUUUAUUGACUUCUCAAUCGAAUGUUUUUAUUUUCCAUAGAUUUCUUUUUUUACUUCUUUCUUUCGUUCUUUCUUUCUUUCGUUCUUUCUUUCUUUCUUUGAUUCUUCUCUCUUUUUCAGUCCUUCUCUAUUUUCAACUUUUUCAACACCUCUGUGGACUUCUCCGUCGAAUUUUCUUUAGUCCGACCUUUUCUCUCCUUCUUUUCAUUCCUUCCUUCUUUUUCAAUGCUUCUUUCUUUCUUCUUACUCUUCUUUCUCUUCCGUCUCAUAUUCAUUCGCCUUCUUCAUUGAUCCUUUUUCUUGAUCUACAUUCUUUCUUUUUCUUUUAUUCUUUCUUUGAUUCUAGUUUCUUCCAUCUUCAUCUUCAAUGCCACUGUAGACUUCUCAGUCGAAUUUUCUUUACCCCGACCUUUUCUCUCCUUCUUUUCAUUCCUUCCUUCUUUUUCAAUGCUUCUUUCUUUCUUCUUACUCUUCUUUCUCUUCCGUCUCAUAUUCAUUCGCCUUCUUCAUUGAUCCUUUUUGACGAUCUACAUUCUUUCUUUUCUUUUAUUCUUUCUUUGAUUCUUCCUUCUCCUUUUAUCCAGAGUUUCUUCCAUCUUCAUCUUCAAUGCCACUGUAGACUUCUCCGUCGAAUUUUCUUUACCCCGACCUUUUCUCUCCUUCUUUUCAUUCCUUCCUUCUUUUCAAUGCUUCAAAUUUUUCUUCUUACUCUUCUUUCUCUUCCGUCUCAUAUUCAUUCGCCUUCUUCAUUGAUCCUUUUCUUGAUCUACAUUCUUUCUUUUUCUUUUAUUCUUUCUUUGAUUCUGUUCUCAUUUUUUUUAGUCCUUCUCCUUUUAUCCAGAAAUUUCUUCCAUCUUCAUCUUCAAUUUUGGAUGAUAGACUUCUCCGUCGAUUUUUCGAGAUUACCCCACUCUACCUUUUCUCUCCUUCUUUUCAUUCCUUCCUUCUUUUUCAAUGCUUCUUUCUUUCUUCUUACUCUUCUUUCUCUUCCGUCUCAUAUUCAUUCGCCUUCUUCAUUGAUCCUUUUUCUUGAUCUACAUUCUUUCUUUUUCUUUUAUUCUUUCUUUGAUUCUGUUCUCAUUUUUUUAGUCCUUCUCCUUUUAUCCAGAGUUUCUUCCAUCUUCAUCUUCAAUGCCACUGUAGACUACUCCGUCGAAUUUUCUUUACCCCGACCUUUUCUCUCCUUCUUUUCAUUCCUUCCUUCCUUCCACCCUGCCUUCUUUUCUUCCUUCGAUCCAAUUCUUGACUUUUUCUUGAUCUACGUUCUUUCUUUCCUUCUUUCUCUUUCUUUCAUUCUCUCAUUCCUUCUUUCUCUUUCUUUCCGUCUUUCUUUCUUUCAUUCUCUUAUUCCCUCUUUCUUUUUCUUUCCGUCCUUCUUUCUUUCAUUCUCUCAUUCCUUCUUUUUCUUUCCGUCUUUCUUUCUCUCCUUCCGUCAUUCCUUCUUUCUCUCAUUCCUUCUUUCUCUUUCUUUCCGUCUUUCUUCUUUCCUACUCUCAUUCCUUCUUUCUUUUUCUUCCUGUCUUUCUUUCUUUCAUUCUCUCAUUCCUUCUUUUUCUUUCCGUCUUUCUUUCUUUCCUUCUCUCUUUCUUUCAUUGAUUGUGAUCACAGUCCUUCUCUCUUUCUCCUCAAUUUCUAUGUUGAUCUUCUUCAACGCCGCUAUCGAUUUCUCUUCCUUCCUUCCUUCCUUCCUUCCUUUGAUUCUUUUUUCUUUUUCUUUCUCAAUCAUUCUAUCUUCUUUCUUACUUUCUUCUUUCUCUCCUUAUUUUCUUCUUAUCGCUGACCUCCCUUCCUUCCUCCUUUCUUUACUUCCUUCCCUUAUUUUUUUUUCUUUGUCCUUCUUGACAGACAAAUUUGUCUUCUCCAAUUGA
Messenger RNA from Acanthosepion pharaonis, 3255 nucleotides. NCBI's taxonomy places the organism in Eukaryota, Metazoa, Mollusca, Cephalopoda, Sepiida, Sepiidae. The record is from the annotation of a GenBank genome assembly.